This is a messenger RNA of Zerene cesonia (dogface butterfly), 3697 nucleotides long. Its product is annotated as uridine phosphorylase 1-like. Gene Ontology annotation, molecular function: uridine phosphorylase activity. The coding region runs from base 154 to 1230 and encodes 358 amino acids. The transcript has 10 exons. Lineage: Eukaryota; Metazoa; Arthropoda; Insecta; Lepidoptera; Pieridae. Gene Ontology annotation, biological process: uridine catabolic process; nucleotide catabolic process. Gene Ontology annotation, cellular component: cytosol; cytoplasm. The record is from RefSeq and is a predicted model, not a curated record.
GUUCACACUUCGUUGUGAUUAAAUAUACGAGUAUAAGUAUAAGUCGUCUAACCACAUUUCAUUUAGUAGAGCUCUUGUAACUACACGCCUUAUUGUAAAAUGUAGUGUGUCGCUCUGUACGGAUUAUUAAAAUAAAAUUUUAUUAAUUUAAAAAUGUCAAUCGAUGGUGUGCAAGUAUUGAGUGGUUGCGAGGACCACAACGGUGAGAAAAACGGCUGUCAUUCGACCUCACAAGGCUACUCUUUGUCACACGGUUCUCACCAUCCACACAGAAAGGUGUACGAUAAUGAAGAGGAAUAUCUACAAAACGAUUCAAAUGACAAUUUGGAUUCUGUUAGAUAUCCUGAUGGCUCGGUUCGCCUUCGCAACCCGAACAUCGAACUCAUGGAUCAGGAUAUAUUGUACCAUCUGGCCCUGGGAAGUGGUUCCCAUGAUCUCGUAGAGAUGUUUGGGGAUGUUAAGUUCGUAUGUAUGGGUGGUACUCCAAAGCGUAUGGAACAAUUCGCUUAUAACAUUAUGGCAGAAAUCGGACACAAGUUGCCCUGUGGAACCACUCUUCAAGAUAUAAGCCAAUUUUCGUAUCGUUACUCUAUGUACAAAGUUGGGCCUGUACUGUCUAUAAGUCAUGGAAUGGGUAUCCCGUCCGUGGGUAUUCUCCUCCACGAGGUGAUAAAGCUGAUGUACCAUGCGAAGGUCCGUGACCCGGUGUUCUUUAGGAUAGGCACCUGUGGGGGUAUCGGCAAUGAGGGGGGGACUGUCGUUAUAUCGGAGGAAGUGGUGGAUGGAGCACUGCGGAAUGUUCUUGAAGUGAUGGUGCUCGGCAAAACACUUCAAAGGCCAGCCAAAUUAGAUAGAAGAUUGGCGAGGGAGCUUAAAGCCUUGGCGGAUCCCGAAGACCCUUACGAUACAGUCACUGGCAAAACCAUGUGUACUUAUGAUUUCUAUGAAGGCCAGGGUCGUUUAGACGGUGCAUUCUGUGAUUUCACUGAGGCGGACAAGAUGGAAUACCUUGAAAGGGUCCACAAAUCUGGGGUCGUGAAUAUUGAAAUGGAGUCGCUCGCUUUUGCGGCGCUCACUCACCACGCUGGUAUAAAAGCGGCUGUUAUUUGUGUCACGCUGCUUGAUAGACUGAAGGGAGAUCAGGUCUUAGCGCCUAAAGAGGUUCUGGACGAGUGGCAGCAGCGUCCUACGAAACUUGUCUCUCGUUACAUCAAACGUAGAUACUUAUAAUGCAUGCAUUACACGUACAAGAUCUAUUUUUCAAUCACACAUUAAUCGGAUAUUUGCAAAUGAAAGGUCGCCUUUCUUUAGACGGCCACGGUUCAGUCGCUGUGAAGAGCCCACGACGAUUUAAACUUGUUCAGCAGGAGUCUGAAACUUACGAUUAAAUUAUUUGUCUUGACUCAAAACAUGGAACUAUAAAUGAAUAUUUGUACGUUCAAUGACGAGUUAUUUUAUCAAUGAAGAUGACGUUAGAAAGGCUAGAUUUUACCUACACAGUAUGAAAAUUAGUAUGUGUUUGGGCACUUUAGGUCUGUAUUAAGCAGAUUAUUAAAGUAUUAGAAAUGUCUGUCAUUUGGUUAAUAUUGCACCGAAAAAUUUUACUCGUAUGUUUUGCAUGUAUUGAAUUUAAAUGAUUCGAUGCGAAACGUUAUAUAACGUGUUAAGUUAUGGGUACAAAAUCAAAAUGAUAAUGAAAUGUUUGUGUACUGCCAUUAUUAUCAUAUUCCUUCUAUUACUAUAAGACCCUGUUCGUUUUUCUAUAAGAUUCACGUAUCUCUUACAACUUAUAUUACACACAGUACAUUGUUUGAUUAAACACGUAUAAUUUAAUAUUGGUGGACUUACUGACUUCGAUCAACGAACUGAUUGAUGCCUAUCGCAAAAAACUGUAAAUUAAUAGAAAACUUAUUAUGUAUAAUAGAUGUUGCCGUUUUAUUAUACCGCCGUUACGGAAAAUAUGUAGAUUGCAUUUUAUCAGUGUUGUAUUUUAUAUAAAUAUUAUAGGUAUUUUACUUGGCAUUUUGAAUUUUUUAUCUGCAGUGUUUAUUGAUGGUAAUGAGUUGAAAAGUGAAAUAUACAUAAGUUACUGUUAGAUUAAAAUUACAUAGUAGCGAGAUUGCACUUGUAUUUCUUUUGAUGAAAUUUUAUUGUUGUUUAUAACAGUUUGAAUACGUAUUUUUCUGUGCGUUUAUUGUAGAUUUGUUAUUUCCUAUUAUUUUUAGUAUUUUAUACCAACAUUGAUAUAAAAACAUAUCUCUAUUUCUAACCGAGUUCUAUUCUACUUAAGCAUUUUAUUAUAAAUGUCUUUGACCAAAUACAUUUUUAUGAAUAAGAAAAUUGUGACAGUUAAAGGCUACAACUUGAUAUUUGUUUCCUGCACUGGUUUUAAAUGUAGAUUGCCUAGACACGAUCUACUUAAAAAUUAUUGGAAAUAUUCUGUAUGUACCUAUCUACCCUUAACCGUAUUGUAUAUUUUAUAAAAUUUUCUAUCGUUUUAUUACCACAAUACAAAAUGAUGUUUUAAAACAUUUUUGACUGUUAUUUGUCUUUUAAUGUAAUAAGCAUUCUACUUGUAGAAAUAAAAACAUUGACGUUAAUAUAAUACACUUCCGUUCUACUUAAAAUGUCUAAGACAUAUUUCUCGCAAUUAAACAUUUUAUGAUAUAAAGUAGAUAUUAUUAAUUGACCUUACCGCUGACUAAUAAGCAAGUACUUGGUUUAAUUCGUAUUCAAAUUUGUAAUUACUUAUCGUAAUAAUACUUCAAAUUAAUAAUUUCGAUAUACCCUGUAGGUAUAAAAUACUUGAAUAUAUUAAUACUUAAGGAUUUAUCAAAGUCGAGAGGGGCUUAUGAUGUACUUUGCCUAAAUUGAGUUCCUAAAUGAACGGUAACGUUAUUUCCAAUUGACUUUUCCAUUUCCAUAAAAUUAUGUCACUAUAUAUCUGUCUGUAUGCCGUUAUAAGUUCUGUGUGUAGACGUCUUCUUUAUGAAUAUAAUGUAGAGUGGAGGUACAACGUAUGAUAAUUUGUACCUUAGCUUAGUAUCGGCUAUAAAGUCGAACUCUAAUGUGCUUCCACAAUAUUGUAUUUUAUUGUUGUUGAUUGUUCAUACACAAGCUGUUGUCGAUAUUGCUUAAGGCGUUACGGUCUUGUUAAUUAGUAGAUGUAGAAUCUCGACACGGACCUAAUGUUAAGAAUGUUUCCGUGUAAUUAUCUAAUUGAAAUAUUUAAUAAAAACAUAUAUGUAAGUUAGUUAUUUAAUCAACGAUUGAGUUUACGAUGGUAAUGACAAAUUAUUAUAAAUAGAUAGAUAGUUCACUAUGAAUAUAUCACUUGUAUUCUAUGGCACCAAUAUUAAUUAUUAUAGCCUCUAUUAAUGUAAUUAAUUAAGUAUUUGUAAGUGUUAUACAAACUAGAAAAAAUCAUAAAAAUAUGUUCUUUCUUCUCGCUAACCUUAGAAAAUGAGUGGACAAAACCUUAUACUUCAUAAUGAACAAUUCUAUAGAUCCUAUCUACCGUUAAUUAAAAUGAACAAUAUAUGAAAAAUUAUAUCCAUUGUUGCUACUGUUUUAUCUAAAAUAUAAUAUGUUGCACCCCUCUUCUUUUCGGUUUAGAGUUGUAUAUAAAUUUUAAGGUUUGUCUAUAAUAUUGGCUUACAUGUGUUAAAUAUUUAAUAAAAAACUUCUGUUUCACCAA